Molecule: messenger RNA, 2449 nt
Organism: Sander lucioperca (pikeperch)
Lineage: Eukaryota; Metazoa; Chordata; Actinopteri; Perciformes; Percidae
Gene: parp3
Product: poly (ADP-ribose) polymerase family, member 3
Exons: 11
Coding region: 160-1746 (528 amino acids)
Cellular component (GO): site of double-strand break
Molecular function (GO): NAD+ poly-ADP-ribosyltransferase activity
Source: RefSeq, a predicted model, not a curated record
CUGCCAAGUGAGCUCCGCCUCUUCCUCUGACUGUCAAACAGACACCAGUCACACAGUGACAGCUUGGACAGUGGGGAGACUGUCGGUCUGUUCGUCCACUUUCAGCUCUCCCUGCCCGGCUGACACUAUUUAAAGUUAACAGGGGUUUCAGCCAGGAUCAUGGCACCAAAGAGAAGAUCUUCUGCUACCAAGGCAGGUGGCAAGAAGGUGAAACAGGAACCUGAGACACCAAAGCCCAAGGAUGCCUUCACCUCUGCAAAAGAGGCCCUUCUUGCUGCAGGGACACAGGUAAAAGGCAAGAGGAAGGUGGAUGAGUACGUCACGGCGUUCACUGGAGAGGUAUACAAGGACUAUGACUGCAUGCUCAAUCAGACCAACAUUGGGAAUAACAAUAAUAAGUUUUAUGUCAUUCAAGUUCUUAAAAAUAACACUGAUUGCUGUACAUGGAAUAGAUGGGGCAGAGUGGGGGAACGCGGGCAAAUGAAACUUACAAGGUUUGAUACUCUUGAGAAUGCUGUUAAGGACUUUGAGAAAAAGUUUAAGGACAAGACCAAGAACAACUGGAGCGAUCGGUCGGACUUUGUGUCUCACCAGGGGAAGUACACCCUGAUCGAGGUGGACGGAGAGCAGGAUGCUGAGGUCAAGGUGGACACUGUCGAUGGAAAGCAUGUCAGUAAAAAUGUCCAAGCUUGCACCCUUGACAACCCUACGAAGAAGCUCAUAGAGCUAAUUUUCAGCAAUGACAUGUUCAAGGAGGCGAUGGAAUGUAUGAACCUAGACAUCAAGAAGAUGCCUUUGGGCAAGCUCAGUAAGAUUCAAAUUGCAAAGGGCUUUGAAGUGUUGGAGGAGAUCGAGGCAGCCAUUAACCAAAAAAGCAGAAACAACUGUCUGAAAGAACUUUCCUCAAAGUUCUUUACCACGAUACCACACAACUUUGGCCGGAACAGACCGCCAAUCAUCGACGACCAAGAGAUUGUGGAGAAAAAGAAAGAGAUGCUUAUGGUGCUGGCUGACAUCGAGCUUGCCCAGACUCUGAAGUCAGAGACUGAAAAGGCUCAGGAAGAGAUGAUAGAGACAGUGACAGUUCCUCACCCCCUAGACCAGGACUACACUUCUCUCAAAUGCAGCCUCACUCUAAUGGACAAGGAGAGAGAAACAUUCAAGAUCAUAGAAAAAUACCUGGAAGUGACUUCAGGUGGCUAUUCUAAACCAAAAAUUGUCAAUGUUUGGGAAGUCGAUCGUGAGACAGAGGGAGAGCGAUUUAGCGAGAAUGAUGGUCUGGAGAACCGUCGCCUGCUGUGGCAUGGUACAAACAUAGCGGUGGUGGCAGCUAUCCUGAAGAGCGGUCUCAGAAUAAUGCCCCAAUCAGGAGGCCGUGUUGGUAGCGGUAUCUAUUUUGCAUCUGAAAACAGCAAGUCUGCAUGUUACGUGCGAACCUCUAAAAAUACUGGAGUGAUGUUUUUGAGCGAGGUAGCCCUCGGCAAGGAAUACACCAUCACCAGAGACAACUCCUCCUUGAAGAAGGCCCCUGCAGGCUUUGAUAGUGUGGUGGCACGAGGAUCAGUGGAGCCAGAUCCAUCCAAGGACAUCUUCAUCACCCUGGAGGGAAAGAAGAUUGCUGUGCCUCAGGGUAAGCCCAUAGAUCAGCCUCAGUUCUCAGACAGCAACUUCAGCAACAGUGAAUAUCUCAUCUACAAAGAGAGCCAGUGUCGCCUUCGCUACCUGCUGGAGCUUGACAUGAAGUAAUUAUUCAACUCAAGCAAAGAAGCAGGUCUUCUGAAUUAGAAAAGUUCCUCAUUACCUCUAUAUUUCUAAAAAGCUUGGCUAUGCUGUUUUCUUAUAAUAAUAUGGUUAUUGUCCUUAUUUUAUUACCGUUAUUGUGCAUAUGUCCCUACUAUGAUUCAUGAAUGACUCGUUCUUCUCUGUGCCUUAUAUUUUGCACACUGUAAAACUGGCCUGAGUGUGAUGGACUGCACUUCAGUUACACUUCUGGUUUGAGAAGCUUACCUUUUAAAUAUUGCAUUGUUUAAUCUAAGUGGUAACGCUCAUAUAAACCUGUCCCUCUUUGAUGUGUACUGUAGGAGGACUUUGCCACAUGCCUUUUCAGUUAUAAACAUUUUGACUAAUGUUAUAUAGUAGAGCAGAAAUAAAGCUGAUACUCUAUGCAUAUAUAUGUUUACAGGCAGAAGUAUGAAGUGCAAUUUGUGGCUAAUGUUCAAACACUCUUACAAAUAGAAAAGAAAGCGUCUGAAAGUGCUUUAGCUAUGCAAAGUAAUCUACUGUAAGAUGUAAGUCAUGAAUAGCUUGGCCAUAUUCCUUGCCCAGUAAGUCUUCUAGCUGUAUGUAACAAAUGCCACUCCCUUUGGAAUGUAAUUGCCUCUGCAUUUUUGCACAUUACAUUACAUUACUUGAACCAAUGAUUAGUUAAUAAACUAAAGUGCCCCUUCCA